AUGGCAGAGUCAUCAGCAACCGCCCUCGUCCUCCAUGGCGCUAAGGAUCUCCGUGUGGAGAAGCGAGCAGUCAGCGCCCCCUCCGACGCCGACGUCCAAGUCGCCGUCCAAGCAACCGGCCUCUGCGGCUCCGACCUCCACUACUACUCCCACGGCCGAAACGGCGACUUCGUCGUGCGCGAACCAAUGUUCGGCGACCGCGUCGCUCUAGAAGUCGGUCUCCCCUGCCGUAAAUGCGCCCUCUGCAAAUCAGGCCGCUACAACAUCUGCAAGGCGAUGCAGUUCCGCUCCAGCGCAAAGAUGUUCCCCCACCUCGACGGCACCCUCAUGGAACGCACCAACCACCCCGCCGACAUGUGCCACGCUCUACCCUCCAACGUCUCCGACGCCGGCGGUGCCCUCGUCGAGCCACUGGCCGUCUGCCUCCACGCCAUCCGCCGCUCGCGCCCCCCAUCCAAGGAAGAAGUUGCCGCCGCAAAGACCACCGGCGAGGGUACAUCCGCAUUGGUCUUCGGCGCUGGCGCCAUCGGCCUCUUACUCGCUUCAUCACUCGCUGCCGCAGAGAACUUCUCCUCAAUCCUAGUCGCGGAUAUUGACGCCGCGAGAUUGGAAAUCGCCGCCUCGCUCGGUCUAAAGACUGCUCUUAUCCCCCGCGAUCCCACCAACCCACCUCCUGCCAAGGACGCUCCCCACGCAGACCAGACUGCCUGGGCCCUGACCAAUGCGCAAAGCGUCGCGGCGAAAUUGACCGAGGUCGCCAAUGCAGCUGACGACGCGGAAAUCACUGGAUUCAGCCGCGUGUAUGACUGCACUGGUGUGCCUGCCUGUGUGCAGGCGGGUAUUUACGCCUCCUCGCCUGGCGGUCUGCUUGUUCAGGUUGGUAUGGGUAAUCCCAUCCAGACUGUUCCUGUUGGGGCGGCUGCGCUGCGCGAGGUCGAUGUCAUUGGUACGUUCCGGUAUGAUGGACAUGCGUACCCUGCUGCUAUUGCGCUGUUGGCUAGUGGGAAGCUGGCUGCUACUGAGGAGAAGGUUGUUACUCACCGGGUGAGUUUGGAAGAUGGUGCGCGCGCUUUUACGCUGGCUGGUAAAGGUGUUGAUGAGAGUGGUCGGCCUGUUGUGAAGGUUAUUAUUGAGAGUAAGCUGCAGGCUUCUUUGUAG
Molecule: messenger RNA, 1158 nt
Organism: Penicillium manginii
Lineage: Eukaryota; Fungi; Ascomycota; Eurotiomycetes; Eurotiales; Aspergillaceae
Product: NAD(P)-dependent alcohol dehydrogenase
Exons: 3
Coding region: 1-1158 (385 amino acids)
Biological process (GO): D-sorbitol catabolic process
Molecular function (GO): L-iditol 2-dehydrogenase (NAD+) activity
Source: RefSeq, a predicted model, not a curated record